This is a messenger RNA of Canis lupus familiaris (dog), 5623 nucleotides long. It is a transcript of the gene PAIP2B, whose product is annotated as poly(A) binding protein interacting protein 2B. Gene Ontology annotation, molecular function: mRNA regulatory element binding translation repressor activity. The coding region runs from base 67 to 441 and encodes 124 amino acids. The record is from RefSeq and is a predicted model, not a curated record. Lineage: Eukaryota; Metazoa; Chordata; Mammalia; Carnivora; Canidae. Gene Ontology annotation, cellular component: cytoplasm. The transcript is spliced from 4 exons. Gene Ontology annotation, biological process: negative regulation of translational initiation.
UAAUGAAUGGAUCCAGUGUAGCAAAUACAUCACCUAAUGUAAAAUCCAAAGAGGAUCAGGGAUUAAAUGGGCACGAUGAGAAGGAAAACCCAUUUGCAGAGUACAUGUGGAUGGAGAACGAAGAAGAUUUCAACAGACAGGGGCCUCAUUACCAGAAAAGAGGGCCAGGAGCUGAGAGUUGGUUUUGAUUUAAUCUCCACUAUCCAGGUGGAGGAGGAACUUCAGGAGCAAGACUUCUUAGACCGGUGCUUCCAGGAGAUGCUGGAUGAAGAAGACCAAGACUGGUUCAUUCCCUCACGGGACCUGCCUCAGGCAAUGGGACAGUUGCAGCAACAGUUAAAUGGACUGUCCGUCAAUGAUGGUCACAAUUCUGACGAUAUUUUGAGCAAAAGUAAUCUGAACCCGGAUGCCAAGGAAUUUAUUCCAGGAGUGAAGUACUGAGCUGCAGAAAGUUUUGAGGAGAAUUUGUAUGUCCCUCCACCUGGGGACAGUGCUGCACAGAGAGGCAGAGCUGAAGAAGGGGGCGGGGCAGGGCGGGCGAGGGGUGCUCCGUGGGGAAGGGGGAGAGUGAUUUAACUUGACCCUGUGAUUGGAGUAACUAAUGUCCUCAGUCUUAUUCGACAAGCCUCUGAGUCUCUGAGUAUUUCUCUUUUGUUCUACUGAUUUUGGUUUGGAGCAGUUUCCUAUCAUUAUUAUUAGUAGCAGUAGUAUUAGCUUUUUGAGUUAAGGAAAUUGCAGUCUUUUUCUGCCUUCAUCAGGAAUGUUCUGCUGUGUGUGUGCUUAGCCAAAAUAAGCUGACCAAGAAAAUCUGAGUGUUUGAGAAUGUCCUUCUCAUCCUACUGUACACUUACCAAGGGCAAUGAGCACCUGGGGAACUAUUUAUCGAGUACGUUCAGCUGGAAGAGAAGAGGCACGAGUGGAAGAAGCAGGUGUUUGCCAACCAGAGUUCACCAGCCCAGCUCCCUUGACCCCCAGGGCUUUCCUGCAAUGAAGCAGAUUACAAUGGCCUGCCAAGCCAAUGACUCCUUGCCUGGAACCCCAUUCAAGAAAACACAGACUUAAAGUACUGAUUGAUGGUAACUCCUUUGAUGGUUACCGAAGUUUGGAAAUGGCAGGGGUGGGCUGUGACAGUGAUUGUCAUUCAGGUCACUCAGUCACUGCUGGCCUCUUAAGCCUCUGCUUCCAGACAAAAUCAAACUCAUUAUUCAUUAUUUACCAGGCAAAAGAGCUCUGUUUGUCACUUUGUCUCUCAUGGCAUCUAGUCCCCUGUCUCCUUUCCACCGCUCCCUACUCUAUUUUUAAGGAAGGAUGUUGUUACCAAAGGGGAAGGAGAGGUAUGCAUCAGCUUUAGUCUGGAACAGUCAACCCUGAACUCUGUUCAUUGUCUCAAGAGUAUUUUGACAAAUUUUUGCCAGCCCCAUGAAGACUUGGUCCUCCCAGUAUCUCCCCUUAGUAAAUUAUUCCCAACAAUUUUUCCCAAGUAAAUGUAUUUUUCAGGACACCAGCAAGAAAUUCAGAUCACAAUUUGGAUGCUUCUCCCCACCUAACAGAAUUAUGCAAAAGAACUUAAAAAAAAAAAAAAAAGGCCUGGGAGAGUGAGGUCUUCUUGACCCAUGUGACCACAUGACCCACUGGGACAGUUUCAGCAAUUAUAAAAUUUUGCUAUUCCCACAUGCCCAGUUUUACGAGUUUUCUAGGUUGGGCUCUUUGGGUAUUUCUUUUGUCUUUCCUGACUAUAAACCAUGGUUUUUUUUUGUUGUUGUUGUUGUUGUUGCUACUCAUAAGGAAUUAAACUGGGCACCAGAAACUGCCUUUUGUGUGAUAAAGAUGUAGGUGGCAGAGUCAGGUCUAAAGGAGAACGUGUGUAGUCCAGGCCGUCGUCCUCAGACUGGGACGUGCAGAGGCCUGAGGGGGACAGCGGCUUCUGUAUGACUGCUGCUGUGUGGUGGGACAGGCCUAUCAGAAAAAGACCAUGGAAUGAAGUCUAUGUAAAUUCAGUAUGUGGAUAUGGGACAGAGGUUGGAAGGAAAGGACUAGUGUCUAGAAAGCUUAGGAACGUCUCCCUUUUCUUAGGUGCUCCCUUGUUGACUUUUUGAACAGCUGAUGACUAUUGUCAGAUUUAAAAUAUGAACCCACAUCCUUUCUUCAUUUGAGUCUAUAGGAUGGCAUUGUUUGCAGAAUGGCCUUCCUUGUUAGUUCGGUCACAUGUCCUAGGAGAGAGUAGCUUAAGGAGUUUAAGGAGCCGGUUGUGUCCAUUAAUUCCCAAAGCCUCUACCUCAGGCUGGGGUCGUUGCCUCUAAUAGGGAGAGAGCCUCGGAAGUGUAGGAACAGAGAGGUCUGUCUGUCCCUGGCUCCAUUUCCUUCUUCAGUCUCCAUUAGGUUGUCCAAGCUCAGAGUCCUGAAGGCUGUGGGAAAUAUAUCGAGACACAGAAGGAGCCAUUUUCUAGACCGUGGGCGUCUUUGUGGUCAACAACAACACAGCGGCUUCUAGUGCGGCUCCCAGCCCAGUAGAGCCCUAUAGGGAUCCGGAUGGAGCCAUUUCUUCAUCCUGAAGAAGGCUUGCUCUCCUGACCAGGAUAGGCUGAGGUGUUGGGUGCUGUGCAGAGGGCUUGUCUGUCAGCUCUGGGGUUCCGUUUUGGAUGUCAGUCGUUAGCAUGGUUUCACAAAGCAGAUCUGGGCAGGAGGAAGAGAAUUUCCUGCCAGAUGAGCAGUGGAACCUGAGGCCUGGACUUCCUGGUCCCAUUCAGACACGAGAGGGUGCUGACUGCAGGAGCAGGAAGCCACUGGCAGCACGACCCCAUUCUUAGCAAGUAGCUUGUGCCACAGACCGUUUCUUUCCAUAGUCCGGCCCUUUCCUCCAUCGUCAGUAUGUUGUGAGGUGGGAGCACAGUUGCCACCCAGGUCAUAGGCUCCUUAUUAGAAAAUGCGUGUGGGUCUUGUUGGACCUUUGCUGGGGAAAGGCUGGGCACCCUUGUCCCUGAUGUUUCCUUGUAGGAAACAGUCUGGGUGCAUGCCAGCCAGCCACCUUGACCCUUAAAGGGCGAGGCAGGUGUUUUAUAAGUGAUUAUUUUGACGUUGAAUUUAAGCCACGACUUUGUUUAAACUUUUCCUAUUGGCAACUGGAAGUUUGAGAAUUUGUAUAGAAAUAGAAUGUGUAUUUUCUUUCUUUCUCUUUUUUAUUCUUCAAGAUUUCAUUCUCUUAUUUGAUAAGUAGGCAGAGCAGCAGGCAGAAGGAGAGGGAGAAGUAGGCUCCCUACUGAAUGGAGAGCCCCACGUGGGGCUCCAUCCCAGGACCCUGGGAUCACGAACUGAGCUGAAGGUGGAUGCUUAACCACUGAGCCACCCAGGUGCCCCUAGACCGUGUAUUUUCAAUGAGUGCCAGUUCUGGCCCAUCACAGUGUUGGUUUAUUAGUGACUGAUUUCUGAGUUUUGUGAUUAUUGAACUCUAAAACCCCAAGAUUAAAAUUAUUUUAUCUCUUGCUCUUCAAGAGGAAAAAAAAAAAACAAGGAAAUGAUUUUUCACUUUCUCCAGGUCUUUGAACUGCAGUGGAAAAUAUGACAGCUACAGCCCAGACCUGAGCACCUGUGACUGUGUGUCUCUGCGCAUUUCUGACUGCAGCAGUUGACUUUUGGGGUCACAUAUGGUCAAACCAAAACAUUGUAAGGAAAAGGCGGUCCUUUGCAGCACCUUUAGUUUCCAAAGUCAAAACAGCUGGAGGCUCUUUAAUUGAGGUUAUAAUGCUAACUAUAGCUGAAAAAUAUGUUUUUAGGGAAAGACUAAGCAGCAUUUCUGACAUUGUGUCUUGUCCUAGCAUCUGCUUUGUCUUGAUUUCGGAGAGGCUAGGGAGUAAGGAGGUUAUUACAAUACUCUGGCCAUUAUGUACAUCAGAGAGGAAAGUUGUGUGAAGAAGGAGCUAAAGGAAACCGCUUGACUGAAUCCUCCUGUUUGGUGCUGCUGCAGACCCCAUGUAGAAACAUCAGGUGCAAAAAAAAAAGAAACAUCAGGUGCCUGGAAGUGAACCUGCUGUGAUUGGAGGGGACUGCUGUCCUUCCAUAAGGGUCCCAGCAUCCCAGGUGAAUAAUGUUUCUUGGUUUAGAUGAUGUUUAGAUGUGAGCACGAGCAGACACCUGACAAAUUUGACCAAGAUCUGGGGAUGCCUACCUAAUGGGGAAGGCUGUAUCUCCAGCCACUCCCCCCCGGGGGAUAACACCUUAGUUUGGGAAAUAAGCAGAGGGUACAGGAGGAUUGACGCAGUUCUGGUGUGCACUGGGAGACUCUAAGCUAUUCACUAUAAAAUACUACCGUAUUUUCACCAUGUAACUCAACACUGAUAAUUCUGCCCUAUUGAUUGAGCCUUCAGAAAUGUUUAAUGCUUGAUGUGUGGUUGGGAAGCAGCGAUUUUUUUUUUUAACAACUUUAUUGAGGCAUAUUUUAAUUCACCCUUUUCAAGUAUACAAUUCAGUUAUUUUAGUAAGUUUCCCAAGUAGUAGGGCCAUAACUCAUACUCAAUCGUAGACGUUUUCAUCCUGCCCCGUGAGAUCCUUUGUGUCCAUUUACAUGAUAAUCCCAGCUCUGGGCAGCCACAUAUUUUUCUGUCUCUACAAAUUUGCCUUUUCUGGGCGUCAUAUCAAUAGAAUCCCACAAGCUGUGGUCUCUUAUAGCUGCCUUUUUUCACUUAGCACAUUUUUGAGUUUCACGCAUAAGGCAUAACAUGUGUCGAUAGUCUCUUCCUUUAGAGUGCUCAGUACUAGUCCACUGAUGGAAAUGCCACAUUUUGUCAGCAGAGAAUCUUACCUACCUGGAUUUCAGCCUCCUGUGGUCUAAAGAGAACCCUCAGAACACAGGACUCCUAGGGCAGGCCGCUGCGCAUAUGAGAUGAACUGCUUUUCAGAACCAGCCUUGUCAUAAGAGGCUCCAUGGGAGGAGCCCAAACUGCUGCAGAAAUUUUUAUAACUUUGCAACUUAUUUUUUAUAAGGGACUUUUGUGCUGUCUACAACACAUCAGGACUCUUGAACCAUCUGAUAAUUUAAUGAGUAUAUUUUGCAUGAACACAAAAGUGAAACCAUCUGUACUCUGUUGACUAUUUUAUCUUCCCUAACUGGAUGGAGGGGAAUCUCUGAACUUUAUGAAUACAGUAUUGUCUCCAUUACAGAGUUGAACAUGUAUUAAAGAUUGUGCUGCCUUUGUCGGGUAGAUUUGGAGAGCAGGACAGCCAGCAGAGGAGGUCAAGGGGAGAAAGGGAGUAGAGCCUGUGGAAACAUGAAGUCCCAGAGAGUCUGUGUGUGGUUUACGCAUCUGCAGGUGUGGAUGGCCAAGUGCCCCUCGUGCCCCGAGGCAGCUUAGCACCUCUAACAGGACUACGUCUUGACUUUCGACUUUGAUCCUCGUUUCACAAGUUUAAAGCUGUUUUUGUUCCUUUUUUCUCCUUUAAAUAAAUAUUACAUGGUAGUUAUUAAUAUGUCUUUGGGGGAGGGGUAGGGCUUUAAAAUUGAAGAUGGUUUUCAUAAAAAUAUAAAAAAUGUGGGGAAAGUUACUUUUUAAAAAUUUUGCUAUACAAAUCAAAUGGCAGCUGUGGAAAAAAUCUCAAUAAAAUGAGAAUAAAAUGCAUUUGCUUGCCGGCA